AUGCCUUCUUUCCGCACCAUCCACCUCGCGGUCCUCCUCGCGGCCGCAUUCAUCCUCUCCGCGACCGCCGCGCCUGCGCCCGCACCAUACCUUGACACCUCCGACCCACCCCUCCGCACAACGAGCAUCGCGAAGAAGCGCGCCUUCACGGAGGAAGACAUGCUACGCAUCGCUCGCUCGCUCAGUGCUCCCGUCCAGCGGUACGGCGAGUACGGCUAUGCGCCGGCGGAUAUGGCUACGAGGGAGGCAUUGCAGCAGAUUAUGGACGUGCCGCAGGCUGUUGGGGGACCUAUGGGCUGCUAG
This is a messenger RNA of Peniophora sp. CBMAI 1063, 303 nucleotides long. The record is from the annotation of a GenBank genome assembly. NCBI's taxonomy places the organism in Eukaryota, Fungi, Basidiomycota, Agaricomycetes, Russulales, Peniophoraceae.